Molecule: messenger RNA, 3453 nt
Organism: Striga asiatica
Lineage: Eukaryota; Viridiplantae; Streptophyta; Magnoliopsida; Lamiales; Orobanchaceae
Source: the annotation of a GenBank genome assembly
GCAUCUCCCCUUAAAAACAACAUUUACUAUAAACGAAGCUCAAAAUUCACGCACAAACACGCUCACUGCGUGCGCAGCUCCCCACAUACAAAUUAUUAGCUAUUACUAUGCUCUCCAAGACAAGGCUUAACAGCUGUCUGCCUUAAUUUUCAUGGACUCUGUUGUUUAAAGCUAGCGCCUUUUUGCUCCCAUUUUUCUUUUUCUUGCUUGAAUAAGUAUAGAAUAAAGCGGGUGUAAGGGAAAAAGGAAAGAAAAGAAUCAAAGCGUGUAGUACAUUUUCUUGGAGGAGGUAAACUAUUACCCAGAAAAAGAAGAGGGAAAAGGGAUAAAGAAAAGAUCUUGGCAUUCAAAAUUUUAUAUUUAUUUUUUGAUAUUUUGGCAUUAUGGGAUUGAAUAUAGCAGCAAUGUGCAAUGCAUUUUUGGUCGUGGUGGUGGUUUUGUUCUGCUCAUGGGUUUCUUGUGGAGAAGCUUCUGUUUCCUACGACUCAAAGGCCAUUAUUGUAAACGGGCGGAGGAAAAUUCUUAUUUCUGGAUCCAUUCACUACCCAAGAAGCACGCCUGAGAUGUGGCCAGAUCUUAUUCAGAAGGCAAAAGAAGGUGGUGUUGAUGUGAUUCAGACUUAUGUUUUCUGGAAUGGGCAUGAGCCUGAACCUGGGAAGUAUUAUUUUGAGGAGAGGUAUGAUUUGGUGAAGUUUAUUAAGCUAGUAAAGCAAGCAGGACUUUAUGCCCAUCUCAGAAUUGGUCCCUAUGCUUGUGCUGAAUGGAAUUUUGGGGGUUUUCCAGUUUGGCUGAAAUAUGUUCCUGGUAUAAGUUUCAGGACAGAUAACGGGCCUUUUAAGGCUGCUAUGCAAAAAUUCACAACCAAGAUUGUGAAUAUGAUGAAAGCUGAAAGACUGUAUGAAACUCAAGGUGGUCCAAUCAUACUAUCUCAGAUUGAGAAUGAAUAUGGACCAAUGGAGUAUGAGCUCGGUGCACCUGGCCGAGCUUAUACAGAAUGGGCUGCGAAAAUGGCAGUCGGUCUUGGCACUGGUGUACCGUGGGUCAUGUGCAAGCAAGAUGAUGCUCCUGAUCCAAUUAUAAAUUCCUGCAAUGGUUUCUAUUGUGAUUACUUUUCCCCGAAUAAGGCUUAUAAACCCAAGAUGUGGACUGAAGCAUGGACUGGCUGGUUUACUAAAUUUGGUGGUCCUGUACCUUACCGACCGGCCGAAGAUUUGGCAUUUUCUGUUGCUAAAUUUAUUCAGAAAGGAGGCUCUUACAUUAACUACUAUAUGUAUCAUGGAGGAACAAACUUUGGCAGGACAGCUGGCGGUCCGUUUAUUGCAACUAGCUAUGACUAUGAUGCACCUCUUGAUGAAUACGGACUUUUGAGGCAGCCCAAAUGGGGACACCUGAAAGAUUUGCACCGGGCAAUUAAGCUCUGCGAGCCAGCUUUAGUAUCUGCGAAUCCUGUUGUUACGCCACUUGGCAACUAUCAAGAGGCUCAUGUGUUCAAAUCAAAGUCCGGUUGUGCUGCAUUCCUUGCAAAUUACAAUCAAAAUUCGUUUGCAAAGGUGUCCUUUGGGAGUAAACAUUAUAAUUUGCCUCCUUGGUCUAUCAGUAUCCUUCCUGACUGCAAAAACACUGUCUACAACACGGCAAGGAUUGGAGCCCAAAGUGCCCAAAUGAAGAUGACCCCCGUGAGAAAAGGAUUCAAUUGGCAGUCUUACAAUGAAGAAGCUGCUUCACACGAAGAAAAUUCAUUUACAAUGGUUGGGUUGCUCGAGCAGAUUAAUACCACAAGAGACCACACAGACUAUUUAUGGUACACGACAGAUGUGAGAAUCGACCCGCGUGAAGGAUUUUUAAGAGGCGGCAAGUGGCCUGUGCUCACUGUGCUUUCUGCGGGCCAUGCAUUGCAUGUAUUUAUCAACGGGCAACUAUCAGGAACUGCUUAUGGAAGUCUCGAAAAUCCCAGAUUGACGUUCAGUGAAGGCGUGAAUUUGAAAGCCGGAGUGAACAAAAUUUCUCUCCUCAGCAUUGCCGUUGGUCUCCCGAAUAUAGGUCCACAUUUCGAGACAUGGAAUGCUGGUGUUCUUGGUCCUGUUUCUCUCAGUGGUCUUAAUGAAGGAAAACGAGAUUUGACGUGGCAAAAGUGGUCUUACAAUGUUGGUCUAAAAGGAGAGUCUCUGAGCAUUCAUUCGCUCAGUGGAAGCUCUUCAGUUGAAUGGGUCGAGGGAUCGUUUGUCAGCGAAAGACAACCAUUGACUUGGUACAAGACCACUUUCAAUGCUCCUGAUGGAAAUGAGCCCUUGGCUUUAGACAUGAACACAAUGAGCAAAGGCCAUGUUUGGAUAAACGGUCAAAGCAUAGGGCGGUAUUGGAAUCAGUACAAAGCAUCUGGCAACUGCGGGGCAUGCAAUUAUGCCGGUUGGUUUAACGAGAAGAAAUGCCUAACCAAUUGUGGUGAAGCUUCCCAGAGAUGGUACCAUAUUCCUCGAUCCUGGCUUUACCCGACUGGAAAUCUUCUUGUUGUGUUCGAAGAAUGGGGAGGAAAUCCUUAUGGGAUUACUUUGGUCAAAAGGGAAGUUGCGAGCGUGUGUGCCGAUAUAUACGAAUGGCAGCCGACUUUAAUGAACUGGCAAAUGCAAGCAUCAGGAAAAGUCGACAAGCCACUAAGGCCUAAAGCACACCUUUCGUGUGCCUCUGGCCAAAAGAUCUCGUCCAUCAAGUUCGCUAGCUUCGGGACCCCUCAGGGGUCUUGUGGUAAUUUCCGUGAAGGGAGUUGCCAUGCAUUCCAUUCUUACGAUGUUUUCGAGAGGUAUUGUGUCGGCCAACCAUCUUGCACAGUGCCCGUUACACCCGAGAUCUUUGGUGGAGAUCCUUGUGCAAAUGUCAUGAAGAAAGUAUCUGUCGAGGCCAUUUGCAGCUAAGGAAGGAGAGAACAAGUUGAAGCCAAUCGAUAAAAAAAUAUCUUGUUUGCUCUUCUGGUUUGAUCUAUGUCAAUGUUAUUGCAUUGCAAUAUUCAUCAGAACCAUAUUUUUCAUCCGGACUUCUGGUUAGAGGUGAAGUUGUACAUAUAAUGCAACACACCACACGACCCGAAGUCUCCUAGUACAGUAUGAAGGUGGUGUAACUUUAAGGUAAUGAAAUAUGUAUAUAUAUACCUGUUGAUUUGUUCGGUUUUGUAUUGCGAACUGUUGAGUGGAAGUUUUGUUGGGGGGGAAGAUGAAGGCACAUUGUGACGAUAAUAUGAGUCCAUGUGCGGAUUUGUCCCAAUUCACUUAAGUUCUUGGUUUCAUAUGAUUUGGGGGUUUGUAUGAUUCUAUGUGAAUGUAAGAAAAGCAAUUGUUCAUUGCUUUUACCCUUUGCAAGUUUAUCAAUAUAUCAAAGAUUUGUUGAUGAAAAUCUGUGUCUGCUCAAGAUCUCUUGUAACUUUUACUUCGGAAACUGGUAAUCAUAUGCGAGUCAUGAGUG